AACAACAUAACAACGCUUACGGUUAGAAACAUAAGUUUAAUUUGCAGCAGCAGCAGCAGCAGCAGCAGCUUGUGCCACCAGCUAGGUAAACAGCUUACGAUGCGGAACUGCGUCUUAUACGGAUUAUAUGCGCUGCUAAUCGUUGCCUGCUUUUUGGAAGCAACAGUUGCACAGCCAGUGGAGCGGGAGCAGAGUACAAAGCGCUUGACGCGGCAGCUGGGCUUUGGUUAUCCGCUUUACGGCGGCGGCGGCGGCUAUGGAAUGGGACUAGGCUACGCUGGUGGCUACGGCAUGGGAUUGAGCGGCAUUGGAUACGGCGGUAUGGGCGGCGGCUACGGAUACGGCGGUCUGGGCGGCGGCUACGGAUACGGCGGUCUGGGCGGCGGCUACGGAUACGGCAUGCGUUAUCCUUACUACGGCGGCAGCAUGUAUGGUCGUCCUUUUGGCUAUGGCCCCUACUUUUAGUCACCCAAACAGUUGUCAGUAAAUAAAUGCGCA
This is a messenger RNA of Drosophila busckii, 498 nucleotides long. Its product is annotated as keratin-associated protein 19-2. NCBI's taxonomy places the organism in Eukaryota, Metazoa, Arthropoda, Insecta, Diptera, Drosophilidae. The transcript has a single exon. The record is from RefSeq and is a predicted model, not a curated record. The coding region runs from base 100 to 465 and encodes 121 amino acids.